AUGGAAAGCAUAUCCGAAUUCGAUAUUUUGAAGCCCAUUGAUGAAAGCGAGAGACUAGAAUUAGAGAAUAAAAUAAAUGAACAGAUGGUAGAAUUAGAAGUAAAGAAAAAAUACUUAGAAGAAUUAAAAAAAAGACAACAUGCUGUAAAAGAAAAGAAUAAUAUACAUUCGUUUAAUAAUGUUGUUGAAGAAUAUCCUGAUCCAAAUGAAAUGUUAUAUAAUUUUUUAGAGUCCUUAGAAAAUACUGCUAAUUAUAAUAAUAUUCAUCAUAGUAAUAAAGAGUCACAUGAACAAAUUAAUGAUAUGUCAUUUUAUUCAGAAUAUGAUCAUAAUAAUAAUAAUAAAAAUCAAAAUGUUGUUUAUACUGAACAACCUUUCAAUCAUCCAAAUUCUAUGGAUAAUAUUUUUAUGAAUAAAUCUUUUCUUUUGCAUAAAAAAAAAAAUUCUAUACCUAAUUUUAAUUUUCAUAUUGAUAUGUUCAAUAAAGAAAAUAAAAAAAACGUUAUACACAUACAACCAAAAGGAAUCAAUUUUUUUGAUAAAUCCAUUCAAGUUAAUCUUGUUGAAAAUAAUGAAGUGUCCCUUUUAGAUAAUAAUAUAUGCAAAAAAAAAAAUAAAAUAAAUAAUAUAAACAAUAUGAAUAAUAUAAAAAAAACAUCACUGAGUUAUAACACUGAAGAAAUAAGCGAGGGACAUAGAAAAAGUCAUGAUAAAAAGAAAUUAUUGAUGUAUAAGAUAAAACAUACGAAUGAUAGCAGAAUACAUAAUGAUGAUAAAAAAAAAGAAAAAAAAAAAAAUGAUGUAAAUAAAACGUGUGAAGAGAAUUAUAAUAACCAAAAUGGUCAUAAUAAUUAUAUAUACAAUAAAAAUGUUACAACGUUUAAUUACAAUGAUAAUACGUUAAAUACAUAUAACUCAACAUAUCUAAAAAGUAUGAAUAUAGAAAAAAAAGAGGAGAUAUUAAAAAGUUCUAGUUUUUUAUAUUUUCUUGAGAAUAGUAGUAAGAUAGUUGAGCGUUUUUUAGGUGAACAAGAUUUAUUUCAUUGUGCAUAUACUUAUGAUAAUAAUGAUAUGUUAGAAAAUACGGAAGAUGUGGAUAAAUUAAAAUUAAUAAAUACAUAUUAUUGUAAAAAAUAUAUAAAUGGUAGAGGUAUAACAGAUGUAAGAACAUCUAAUAUAUAUAAUGAAUUAUUUUUAGCUUCUUAUGGAUUAUCAGAAUGUAAUAAUUGUAUAGAACCUGAAGGAUAUGUUUUAUUAUGGAAUGUUACAAUGAAGAAUAGACCUGAAUAUGUAUUUACAUCAGAAUCUAGUGUAUGUACAUCAUUGUUUAAUAAAUUCCAUCCACAUUUAAUUAUAGGUGGUACAUAUACAGGUAAUGUAGUCUUAUGGGAUAUAAGAGCUAGCCAAAAGCCAAUACAACAAACAUUACUUACAUCACAAGGUCAUAUGCAUUCUAUAUAUUGUGCUGAGAUAAUAGGAACACAAAAUUCUCAUAAUUUAAUAACAGCAGAUACUGAUGGAAGAUUAUGUAAUUGGUCCUUAAGUAUGUUUACAUAUCCAUCUAAUACAAUAGAUUUAAAAAAAGGAAACAGAGAAAUUUCAUGCACAACAUUUGCAUUCCCUGAAGGUGAUAUAAAUACAUUAUAUGGAGGAACAGAAGAUGGAUCAUUAUUUCAAGCACAAAUACAUGGUAUGAAAGUAGGUAUAAUAAAUUCAAAUUCUAUACAUAAGGGACCUAUAACAUCAGCACAAUUCCAUCCUUCACUUGAAGGAAUGAAUGAUAAUAAUGAUAUUAUAUUAACAAGUUCAAUAGAUUGGACAUGUCAAUUAUUAAGUAUAAAAAAUAUUAAAAAUCCUUUAAUUGUAUUUGAUUCUUUUGAAGAUUAUAUUAUGGAUAUAAAAUGGAAUCCAACACAUCCUGCUCUUUUUUCAACUUGUAGUAGCAAUGGAAAAAUAAAAUUAUGGAAUAUUUUAUAUGAUACUGAGUCCUCAUUUUUUGAUGUUUCUUUAGAUAAUUCUUCUACAAAUAAAUUAACUUGGUCACAUGAUGGAAGAAGACUUAUAGCUGCUGAUACACAAGGAUACUUAACACUAUGGAAUGCAUCCUCAGAAAUAUAUCAGCCUAGAUUUGAAGACCUCAACAAGUUUGAUGAGUACAUGCAAACAUUGAAGGCUGAGCGAUUUGCCGACACACCACCAGAAAAGCAAAUAUCAUAA
Molecule: messenger RNA, 2217 nt
Organism: Plasmodium gaboni
Lineage: Eukaryota; Apicomplexa; Aconoidasida; Haemosporida; Plasmodiidae
Product: putative cytoplasmic dynein intermediate chain
Exons: 1
Coding region: 1-2217 (738 amino acids)
Biological process (GO): transport along microtubule
Cellular component (GO): cytoplasmic dynein complex
Molecular function (GO): dynein light chain binding; dynein heavy chain binding
Source: RefSeq, a predicted model, not a curated record